Molecule: messenger RNA, 615 nt
Organism: Setaria italica (foxtail millet)
Lineage: Eukaryota; Viridiplantae; Streptophyta; Magnoliopsida; Poales; Poaceae
Product: clumping factor A-like
Exons: 2
Coding region: 1-615 (204 amino acids)
Source: RefSeq, a predicted model, not a curated record
AUGGCAGCAGGACUGAGCAAGAACCUCGAGAUCGCAGGGGGAAAAGCAGGGGAACGCAAAAGAAAAGGCGGAAGAAGGAAGGAGGAGGAGAAGAGAGGAGGCAGGAGAGGUUCGACUGCAAACUCGUACUCCGAUGGCGACUUCGGGUUCGACCGCGAUUCGAACUUGAACUCCGACGGCGGCUACGGGUUCGACCACGACUUGAACUCGGAGUCCGACGGCGACUCCGGGUUCGACUACAACUCGGAGUCCGACAGCGAUUCCGGGUCCGACUAUAACUCGAAGUCCGACGGUGACUCCGGGUCCGACUACAACUUGGAGUCCGACAGCGACUCCGGGUCUGGCUACAAUUCCGAGUCCGACGGCGACUCCAGGUUCGACCGCAACGCGGAGUCCGACGGCGACUCCAGCUUCAACUCUAACUCGAAGUCUGACAGCGACUCUGAGUUCGACUACAACUCGAAAGUCCGACUACAUCGCGAGCUCGCCAACGACUACGGGCGGCUCGCCGAUGAUUUCUUUGACUAUGUCGCGGGCACGCCGACGACCACGGUCGGCUUGACGACGACUCCGUCGACUACGGGCAACUCGUCGACGACUUCAACUACAUUGUGA